CCUAUGUGGGGCCCCGGGGUUAUCCUCGGUGAGGGCCCCGGUGUGUAAGAUGGCGAUGGUCGGUUCGCUGCCCCGCGCUCUCUCGGACAGAGUGGCGGAGAGCAAACUGCUGGUGGUCGGCGCCGGCGGCAUCGGCUGUGAACUGCUGAAGAACCUGGUGCUCGGCGGCUUCAGGGACAUCGAGGUGAUUGACCUGGAUACCAUCGACGUCAGCAACCUCAACCGACAGUUUCUCUUCCAGAAAAAGCAUGUCGGAAAGUCGAAAGCUCAGGUGGCCAAGGAGAGUGUCCUGCAGUUUUGUCCUCAGGCAAAGAUUACAGCGUACCAUGACAGCAUCAUGAACCCAGAUUACAAUGUGGAAUUCUUCAGACGGUUUACGCUAGUCAUGAAUGCUCUAGACAAUCGGGCGGCUCGUAACCAUGUGAAUAGAAUGUGUUUGGCUGCCGACAUCCCCCUGAUAGAGAGCGGGACUGCCGGUUACCUUGGCCAAGUCACAGUCAUCCAAAAGGGAGUAACUGAAUGUUAUGAAUGUCAACCCAAACCCACGCAGAAAACCUUUCCAGGUUGCACAAUCCGCAACACUCCUUCAGAACCCAUCCACUGCAUUGUCUGGGCAAAGUAUCUUUUCAACCAGUUGUUCGGAGAGGAAGAUGCCGAUCAGGAAGUGUCACCGGACACAGCUGAUCCUGAGGCUGCCUGGGAAUUAUCCGACGCAGCAGCCAGAGCGGGAGCCUCCAAUGAAGAUGGCGGCAUCAAACGCAUUUCUACCAAAGAUUGGGCCAGAUCAACAGGCUAUGACCCCGUCAAGAUAUUCAACAAGCUUUUCAGAGACGACAUUAAAUACUUGCUGACAAUGGACAAGCUGUGGCGCAAGAGGAAAGCCCCAGUGCCCUUGGACUGGGCUGUAGUGGAAACGAUGGGAAGCAGUGGCUUGCAGCAGCCAGUGAGUUCCCCAGCUCGCCUGAAGGAUCAGCGGGUCUUGGACGUGAAGAGCUGCACCCAGCUGUUUGCUCAAAGUGUGGUUCACCUGAAAGCUCGUCUGACGGAGAAGGGGGACGGAGGGGAGCUGGUCUGGGACAAGGACGACCCACCGGCCAUGGACUUUGUGACAUCUGCCGCCAACCUCCGCAUGUACAUCUUCAGCAUGAACAUGAAGAGCAAGUUUGAUGUAAAAUCAAUGGCAGGAAACAUCAUCCCAGCAAUAGCUACCACAAAUGCAGUGAUCGCUGGACUCAUUGUGCUGGAGGGGCUGAAGAUUCUGUCGGGAAAUAUGGAACAAUGCAGGACAAUCUUUCUAAACAAGCAGCCCAACCCUCGCAAGAAGCUGCUGGUGCCAUGUGCCCUGGAUCCUCCCAACCCCGACUGCUACGUCUGCUCCUCAAAACCCGAAGUCACCGUCAAACUCAACACCCAGAAGCUAUCCAUCCUUACUCUGCAGGAUAGGAUUUUGAAGGAGAAGUUUGGGAUGGUCGCUCCUGAUGUUCAGAUUGAAGAUGGCAAGGGAACCAUCCUUAUCUCGUCUGAAGAGGGAGAAACAGAAGCUAACAAUAACAAGAUGCUGUCAGAAUUUGGAAUUCGAAAUGGAAGCCGACUGCAAGUCGAUGAUUUCUUACAAGAUUAUACGCUGAUUGUGACCCUCCUACACAGUGAAGACCUUGAGAGGGAUGUGGAGUUCGAGGUUGUGGGAGAUGCCCCUGACAAAGCACCUCAGAAAACCAGUGAAGCAGACGGAAAAGCCAUAACCAAUGGCAGCGAUGACGGAGCCCAGCCAUCCACAUCGAGAGCCUCGGAGCAGGACGACGUGCUGAUCGUGGACUCUGAUGAAGAGGUACCGUCGUCCAGCGGGGCUGAGGUCGGGGCCGAAAUCCGGAGCCUGAAGAGGAAGCUGGAGGAGGAGGGGAGCAGCAUGAGCACGAAGAGGGUGUGCAGCGAGCAGAGCACAGAAGAAGAGGACGAUAUCAUUGCGCUGGAUUAAGCGGCCUGGCUCAUUGACCCGGUGCCACACCUUGUCAUCAGCCGCACCAUAGCAGGGGAGGAGGGAGGGGGAACAUGGCUAAAUAUAGAGUAACUGUUCCACAGCAAGGUGAAGCCAUGACGAGCAUUCCACCAGUCUGGACGUGAUUAGCCACUGGGACAUCAAAUGUCAGUGGCCGGCAGCUAUUGGAUUUGGUAGUUGAUUCCUAAUUUGUUGUGGGGUGAGGGUGGCGAGAGUGCCGCUUCUAUCUCCUCUCCCACUCUGAUGCCAUUUGGUACAAAAACAGUUUAUGAAGAAUCCUGUGUUCUCUCUUUUUUUUAAAACAAAAUCUUGCUUCUGUUGUAGGAUGGAGAUGGAGACAGCAGCGCCAUUUUGUAAACUGCUGUAAUCACUUCUUAUUUCUUUUCAGUUUGUAUUUCCUGGUAAAGAAGUCCUUGCCAAACACAGUGGUCGGGGGUGGGGAGGGCUUGUUCGUGAAUUGUUACAGUUUCUAGUUAUUUAUAUGUGACUUUUGUAUAAUGCAGAAAUCUUAACUUUUUUGUUAGUACUUUAUAUUCCCACCCCUCCCCUCCACCUCCAUCGUGGAAGGUCAUGGGUCUCCUCUCCCCCCACCCUUCGAAAGAGUUCAAGUUGUGCACUGCGGACCUGGAGGUAGUAGAGGUGGGAUCAGGUGGUGAGUUAUCAUGGGCGAUGUGUUGCAGUUUGGGAGGAAGAAUACUUUGGAUAUGAAGGAUUCUGUACCCGUUACUGACCAAAUGGCAGUGUCUGAGGGAUCGCUGCCCGUGUAGCUGAAGGUAUUUUUGUAGUAAAUUGAAAUUGUUGCCUGGGUACAGUUUUCUUUUGUACCUGAAUCAACUUGUAAAAGUCCAGAGAAGCUUUGUUACCAACAUGUUUUUCAUGAUUAAAAUAUUCACUGUGUUA
Callorhinchus milii (elephant shark) is the source of this 2896-nucleotide messenger RNA. It is a transcript of the gene uba2, whose product is annotated as ubiquitin-like modifier activating enzyme 2. Gene Ontology annotation, molecular function: SUMO activating enzyme activity. The record is from RefSeq and is a predicted model, not a curated record. The coding region runs from base 50 to 1975 and encodes 641 amino acids. Gene Ontology annotation, biological process: protein sumoylation. The transcript is spliced from 17 exons. Lineage: Eukaryota; Metazoa; Chordata; Chondrichthyes; Chimaeriformes; Callorhinchidae. Gene Ontology annotation, cellular component: SUMO activating enzyme complex; cytoplasm.